Pteropus alecto (black flying fox) is the source of this 4067-nucleotide messenger RNA. RefSeq names its product ubiquitin conjugating enzyme E2 G1 (gene UBE2G1). Gene Ontology annotation, molecular function: ubiquitin conjugating enzyme activity. Gene Ontology annotation, biological process: proteasome-mediated ubiquitin-dependent protein catabolic process; protein polyubiquitination. The transcript is spliced from 6 exons. The record is from RefSeq and is a predicted model, not a curated record. NCBI's taxonomy places the organism in Eukaryota, Metazoa, Chordata, Mammalia, Chiroptera, Pteropodidae. Bases 16 to 996 code for a protein of 326 amino acids.
GUCGACCUUCCCAAGAUGGCGGCGAUCAGGGCAACUGCGCGUAGGGGGCGGGAUUCCGCCGACGGAGGCGGGGCAGGGAGGCAGAGGGGUAGGGCUGGCGGGCGGGUUGAUCCCUUAGUAGGCAGCCACAGCGCGCCUGCGCGGAGCGGCCUUGCGCGCUGUGAGGCUGUGGCGGGGGAAGGCACCGGUGGGGCGGACGGGCGGGUUGAAGGAGGGAAGCGGCCGAGCGAAGUCCCAGUGCGCGCCGCGGCGGCCCGGGUACCCUCCCCUUCCGGAUGUGAGGCGCUGCGAAGAGAGCUGAACCCAGCGGACUCGCACCGGCAGCGAGGCGCCGCUACCGCCGCCUCAGUCCGGCCUCCUUCGGCUUCGGUGCUCCCGUCGUGGGGGCCCGGGUUCCUCAGCACACCCAGCUCCAGAAGCCCCCAGAGCCUGUCCUCGACCCUUCGAAAGCCCCGGCGCCUGCCCGGGCCCUUGGCGGGGAGGAUGACGGAGCUGCAGUCGGCACUGCUACUGCGAAGACAGCUGGCAGAACUCAACAAAAAUCCAGUGGAAGGCUUUUCGGCAGGUUUAAUAGAUGACAAUGAUCUCUACCGAUGGGAAGUCCUUAUUAUUGGUCCUCCAGAUACACUUUAUGAAGGUGGUGUUUUUAAGGCUCAUCUCACUUUUCCAAAAGAUUAUCCCCUCCGGCCUCCUAAAAUGAAAUUCAUUACAGAAAUCUGGCACCCAAAUGUUGAUAAAAAUGGUGAUGUAUGCAUUUCUAUUCUUCAUGAGCCUGGGGAAGAUAAAUAUGGUUAUGAAAAACCAGAGGAACGCUGGCUCCCCAUUCACACCGUGGAAACCAUCAUGAUUAGUGUUAUUUCUAUGCUGGCGGACCCUAAUGGAGACUCACCUGCUAAUGUUGAUGCUGCGAAAGAAUGGAGGGAAGACAGAAAUGGAGAAUUCAAAAGGAAAGUUGCCCGCUGUGUAAGAAAAAGCCAAGAGACUGCUUUUGAGUGACAUUUGUUGAAUUGCUGUAACUUCACUUAUUUCAGGGUCUCCAAUUGAGAAACUGGCACUGUUUUUCCUGCACUCUUCCCACCUAUUGCUGGACUUCUGUUGUAACAAGUUGGCAAACACUGGCUGGAACUGGGCUGCAAUAAAACAUGCCAGUAUCAAUGCUGACAAGAGCCUAACAAGUGCCAACUUACAGAUGAUUACGCAUUUUGAAUCCUAAUGAACUGUUUUAACCUUCAGGAAGAAUUGUAAAGACCUGUACAUAGCACAACAUGAUCCGGAUAAUAUAUAUACUGUUCAUGUACAUCCACAAAUACACCUUGUACCAAAUAAUGCUUUCUUGUAGUAGAAUAAGAAUCGUGUAAAUUCUAAAAGAUUUUAGCAGGUUUUCUUCCCCAUUUCAUUGUUUCUUAUCAGUUUUAAAAGACUCCUUAAGGCAUGUCAGAUGAAAAGCAAUUAGGAUUAAAAGUUUCCAUUUAAUUUCCUUUAAACCAUUGAGGCUUCAUUAAACUCUUUUCACUUACUAAACUUUUGUAUCUUCUUUGUUUUGACACACUUCCCUUUGCAUUUAUCUCUUCUAUCUACCAGGAAGUUUUCAAAUCAUUUAGUUCAAAUAUUGAAAUACUUAAUAAGCAACUACUUGAUUUUUAAUGAUGACUUCAGAGGAGUGGUCAUCACUAGGUGCUUUGUCCUUUUUGUAUUCUAGUUGCACCCAUUUCUUGGAUUUGGAUGUAGCAAUAACACUUUUGGCUGUUGAGAGCUCUUGAACUGUCAUUAUCCCCCAAAACUAAAGAGUUGGUUCUGAAUUCAACUUACUGAAAUUUACCCCAAACUAUACAAAAUUCUGAUUUGGUUUUAUUUUUGCCCUCUGGUUACCUAAUGUUAAGGUUAGAUGAAUAAAGCAUGCACAGCUACAGGCUUUCUACUUAACUUCUGGGUUUGCUAUUAAAAAUGCUGUUUACCCUCAUACCCUUCUCCUUAGCCCUUCAUAUUUCUUUGCCUCUAUUCUUCUAUACUACAGAUUUUUCUCACCUAUUGUACAAAGAAAUUGCGAUGUAUAUUUUCAUGUAAUUUGAUUUUGGAAUUCUGUCACCUUAUGUAGUGAGUUCUUCCAAAAUACAAUUUUUUUCCAAUAAUUGUCAAGUUGUUGGCUUUUAUUGUAUUGAAUGAAGGUUAUAAUACUGAAUGCCAGAGAAGUGCAGUUUAGAAAAAUCUCAGGUUGAUUCCUUAUGCAAACAAACUUCUAAUACUUGAAAAUCACAUGGCCAUGGCACUCUGUAUUGGGCUCUAUCUGGAUUCUUAUGUAAAUCUCAAAGUAUUUCAGAAGUGUAAAUGCUUUGCUAUUUAACAUAUAGAGUCUGUUACUGACAUAGUGCACUUAGAUUUUAUUGUUUGAGCAUAAGUAUAUUUCAUAAGUUUUCUGAAACAACUUUAGGAAAUGGUAAAAUGAGCAUGUACGGUGUUAAAGGCAGGCCCAGAUUCCUGUUUGGUGUGAGGUUGGGAUUGGGAAGUAGUCACUGGCAUAUAUAAGGGAUAGAUCUCAAGACAGUACCAGAUGAGACAUGGUGUUUAAUUGUGAAAAUUGGUGCAUCUCUGCUCUUUGGGGGUUUGGAGAAAUAUGUUGGCAGAAGAGUGAAAAAAUUUCUGCAAGUAACCUAGUCCUCUGUGAAUUUUGCAUGUCUUUUUUAAAGCAGAAGUAAAAUAGUUGAGGAUGUAGUCACAACAGAGAAUGAUUUUUUUUUUUUUUAAAUCCUAGGCUGCUCUCCACUCUGAAGCAUUAUAAAAACCCAUAAAUGUGUAAUGACUGAAUGUGAAAAUUGUUUGAUUUUGUUCAUUGUAGCCCAGUUUUCUUCAAGAACUUUGUGACUCUUUAGUUUUUUUUAAAGACUCUGUAAAAAAUGUUGCCCCAAAGUGCCAGUACUGCACACCUACCUGGGACUUUGAAUGAAUCCCUUUACUCUUAAAUCAGAACUUGUUCACAUGCUGGUUGCUUGUGGCAAAAUGGACUCUGAAUUUUGCUCUUCUAUUGCUAUAAUUCUGUUAGCAAUCUGUUGAGUUAAAACUUGGCAAUUUGACUCUUAAGAGAGUAGUAGCAAAUGACCUAGUAACUCAGGGACAACUAUUCUUGAACUGUAAGUGCCACUUUAAUGCAGUUACUUUGGUAUAAGCAUGUGUCAUUUAGGGCUAGAUCUAGAGGAUUAGAAGGGAGAGCCAGGAAUGAAUGCACCUCUUUCCACACUCCUUUCCACCCGGUGCCCUGACUGUACUACAUGUGGAAACACUGGCCUCAAAUACAUGUUUUGACUUUGUCAAGAGUUGUCAUCUGUGCCUUUCCCAGUGUUCAUCUGACAGUGUGAAUUUAAAUGCCUCUACAUUUGUUAUUAAACCACACUUGGGUGACACUGAUCCAGGUGGCUUUUUUCCCACUAGUGCCUCACCAUUAGUGUGAGGUGAGUCCUCUCUGCUUUAGGAAAAGGAUUUUUCUGCCUAACUUUGUGCCAACUAUCGACAUCUUCAUAGUCUUAUAGAUUAUAGAGCUGUUGGCUGCUUCCUAAAUUUAUUCCAAGUUCUCGUAAAGGCUUAUAGAUUUCAGUCUGUGCUCAUGGGAUGGAUAUCAAUGGCUUUUGGCCUCUUAGUGAGUUUAAAGUCCAUAUGAGGUUGGUUUCCGUGUCAUUAUUAGGUAAUAUCUUCGUGAGGUUAUUUCAUUAGUUCUGUGAUCACUUGGGUGUUGUAGUAUCUUUAAUAGCCUUCAUUCUCGGUUGUGAAAUUUUAUUUUAUAUGCUCACUUACCCUCUACAAAUCUGCCCAUUUUGGGUUGUGAUGCCUGUGUAUCUUUGCCCGUCUAGUCUCCAGUUGGUGGAAUUACCUUUUUUUUUUUGUACUGCCACUUCUCAGCAUCUUUGAAAUUUGACAUAAUGUUGCUUCAUUCCAGUUUUUUUUUUUUUUUUUUUAGUUCUGUAAUUUGUUGAUUGUAUUUAACUAUGUGAGUUCUGUUGUGAUGUUUACUGUAUUGUAAAGCACCUCUAUCAUGUGAUGGGUGCUCUAUAAAUCAAUAAAUGAUGACUUAGAGGCUG